Molecule: messenger RNA, 1597 nt
Organism: Tarenaya hassleriana
Lineage: Eukaryota; Viridiplantae; Streptophyta; Magnoliopsida; Brassicales; Cleomaceae
Product: probable inactive patatin-like protein 9
Exons: 2
Coding region: 257-1408 (383 amino acids)
Biological process (GO): lipid metabolic process
Source: RefSeq, a predicted model, not a curated record
CCCCUCUCUCUCUCUGUAUCACAAACCUCUCUAUUCUUCUCCAAAUCCACACUGCCCUUCUCUCUCAUUUGUUGUUCUCUCUCCGCAGAGAGAGAGAGAGAGGGAUUCCGCCAUUAAUACCUCCCUGCGACAAAGCGUGAUAGAGAGAGAAAGAGUGGGUUAACCGAGUUUUCUCUGUUUGUUUCACGGAUUCUGUGGUUUCGAAAUCAAAAACCGCUGUUCUAUAGCUGCUUGUUUGCUCGUACUGUUGGGGGUCAUGGAGAUGGACCUCAGCAAGGUUACUCUCGAGAUCUUCACCAAACUUGAGCAGAAAUGGCUGUCUCACUGCGAGAACACCAGGAGGACCAGAAUCCUUAGCAUCGACGGUGGUGGAACCACCGGCAUUGUCGCUGGAGCUGCUCUUGUCCACCUUGAGGACCAGAUCCGCCUUCAGACCGGUGAUCCCCACGCUCAGAUCGCCGAUUUCUUCGACAUUGUUGCCGGAACUGGAAUCGGCGGCAUCCUGGCCGCCAUGCUUGUCGCCGAUAAUGGCUCCGGCAGGCCUCUCUUCACCGCUAGAGACGCGCUCAAGUUUGUCACCGAGAAGAACUCGGAGCUCUUCAAGGUCCGGUACACCGGAUUUCUCCACCGGAACCGGCGAUACUCCGGUAACAGCAUGGAUAAGGUGUUGAAGGAAGCGUUCCAGAGAGAGGACGGGAAGGUGUUGACCUUGAAGGACACGUGUAAGCCUCUCCUCGUUCCUUGCUUCGACCUCCAAACAUCUGCUCCCUUCGUCUUCUCACGCGCCGGCGCGUCGGAGUCGCCGAGCUUCGACUUCGAGCUCUGGAAAGUGUGCCGCGCCACGUCAGCGACCCCCAGCCUUUUCAAGCCGUUUUCCGUGUCGUCGGUGGACGGCAAGACAUCUUGCUCCGCCGUCGACGGAGGCUUGGUCAUGAACAACCCAACCGCCGCCGCCGUCACUCACGUGCUUCACAACAAGCUCGACUUCCCCUCUGCUAAUGGCGUUGAGGAUUUGCUGGUUUUGUCGCUGGGGAACGGUUCGUCGACGGUGUCGCCGCCUGGUCGGAAACUCCGUCAUAAUGGCGAGUGCUCCACAUCCUGCGUCGUCGACAUAGUGCUAGACGGCGUCUCCGACACCGUCGAUCAGAUGAUGGGGAACGCUUUCUGUUGGAACCGUACGGACUACGUUAGGAUCCAGGCCAACGGUUUUAUGAGCGACGGAGACGAAGAGGUGCUCGAGGAGAGAGGAGUCGAAACGUCGCCGUUUGGAGUGAAACAAUUGCUAACGGAGACUAACGGACACAGAAUCCAGAGCUUCGCGCAGCGCCUCGUUGCUUCCGGAAAGUCCAGUCUCCCUCCCAGCCCCUGCAAGGAAUCCGCCGUUAACCCUCUCGCUGACGGCCGUUAACUAGCUGUCCCUUUUUUUUCCCCUUAGUUUAAUUCCCCCACUUCUUUUUCCCUUUUUGUUUUUUUUUUUUAAAUCCUUAACCCCGAUGUAAGGUGUAACCAACCCAGGGUUAUGUAUUAACCCCUUUCCUCUACCUUGCAGUUAAUUAGCUUUUAAGAAGUAAUAAUAAUAAUAAGCCUGCUUCAAUUU